UGGGUUCAGAGUUCGUACUAGGGAUUUUGAUCAAAAUGUUGAGAUUGGAUUUGUUUAGCUGAUUCUUGCAUGCUUUUAUUGAUAGCCAAGAUGGAAAUAAAGACCUAAACUCAUUUGAUAAUCACUGUAAUGUUCUUAUAAAUAACCCUUUGGUCUUUCUGAAACUUCUUCAACUUUAAAAUUCUUAGUGAGUGUUUGCGUAACCGUUACAUUAAAAUAAACUCAAUUCAAUCUCAAUCGAACAAAAAGACUUACUUCUAGGUUUAGUGCAUAGGAAAGUGAGACUUUUUGUUUGAAGAAUCGGAAACGGUAAUCCAGACAACCAUUUAAUGAUGCUGGCUGGACCUUGAUUUGGUCUUUAGGGUAGGCUUAAAACUUAGAGUGAUAUAGCAAGAAUAAAAAGCAAAAUAGGAGGGUGUAGAAUGUGUUCAGUGAAUGUGAGAUUUACAACUGUUAUAGGUUGUAGUAUGGUGGUGGCAAGUUAUAUUUAUGUGGUCCUGUGCUGUUAAAACUGUUCUUAUCAGUAGAGAUAUGGAUAAUCUAUUUUUCCUUUUUGCAUAUGGAAUAUAGUAAUUUAAUCCCCUGUUAUCAAUUAUACACUUCUCGAUUUUUCUACUUUGUUUGUUUAUGAAAUGUCUCUUUCGUGUAUUUGAAAUCCAGAGCCCUAAUUACCAUCUCAUUGACUAACUUCACAUCAAUGUCCAUAUUUUCACUUCCCUUAAAAUGCCAAGGAUUGCAUCUUUGUAUUAAUGAUUAUCAGAUAUUUCUCAUGCCCUGACUGUACUUUGUUGCCUUUUCAUUCAUUAAUAGGUAAACUAUUCACAAGAGUCCAGUUUUCAAUUCCGAAGCAAAAAUCGCCAUUGAAAUUUUACAUACCUCAGUGUUUGGGAUUUACUUGUUGAUUUAAACAAGACUAGAUGACUGCGGAUGAAGUCGGAAGUAGCUCCGAGUGGAGCAAAGAACAGGAUAAAGCAUUUGAAAAUGCCUUGGCAAUUCAUCCUGAAGAUGCUUCUGACAGAUGGGAGAAGAUUGCGGCUGAUGUACCAGGGAAAACCUUGGAAGAGAUUAAGCACCACUACAAGCUCUUGGUUGAAGAUGUUAAUCAGAUUGAAUCUGGUUGCGUACCUUUGCCAUCUUAUAAUUAUCCUUCAGAGGGCUCAGCAAGCCAUGCUAGUGAUGAAGGAGCUGGCAAGAAGGGAGGCAGUUCAUGGAAUAGUAACAACGAAUCGAGUCAUGGAAAUAAGGCUUCAAGAUCAGAUCAGGAACGACGAAAGGGUAUUGCAUGGACAGAGGAUGAACACAGGUUAUUUCUUCUUGGCUUGGAAAAAUAUGGAAAAGGUGACUGGCGAAGCAUAUCAAGGAACUUUGUAGUGACAAGAACACCUACACAAGUUGCAAGCCAUGCCCAAAAGUACUUCAUUCGGUUGAACUCGAUGAAUAAAGAUAGAAGGCGAUCCAGCAUAAAUGAUAUCACCAGUGUCAACAAUGGUGAUGUUUCAGCACCUCAAGGACCAAUUACUGGCCAAACAAAUGGUUCUGCAGCAAAUUCUGGAAAACCAACGAAACCAGCCCCUCCAACCCCAAGUGCUGCCCCAAGUGUAGGAAUAUACGCUGCUCCUACCAUUGGACAACCUAUAGGAGGACCUCUUGUAUCUGCAGUUGGCACCCCAGUGAACCUUCCUGCCCCAGCACACAUGGCAUACGGUCUUGGUGCCCCGGUUCCUGGGACAGUUGUUCCUGGAGCCCCAAUGAACUUGGGUCCUGUGCCAUACCCCAUGCCACACACAUCUGCUCAUAGAUGAAGGUCUGUUCAGAGGUCUAAUGUACAAAAAAAGACACAGAAGAUGGCUUCUGAACAUAAUGUAAGGAUUUGUUUGGAUAAAUUUCUCCUUUAAGUAGCUUUAGGAGGAAAAGAAUGAGAGGGAAAAAUGAAAUAUUAUUUUCUUUGUCUAGAAGUGUUCAUGGAGAAGUUUAUCCAAGUAUGUCCUAAUUCUUUUCCUUUUCCAUAAGUUGCUUAUGUGCGAGGUUUAUGUCCGAUCAAUUAUUUCAAAUAAGCGAUACUUAGAUAGAAGCAUUAGAAUGUGUCUGCAUCGGUUGCCAUGGAUGGAAUAUCUGGCACCCUUGGAAUACGACAGCAUGAAAGUAAGGUUGUUUUGUAGACCUUGAAAUAGUUUUAGUUAGUCGUAUAAAGUGGUGCAUGCUGUAGAGAAAGGUUCUGUGUCUUUUAAUUGUUUUUGUUGUAUUUUGACUUUGUUUCUGAUUUUCAGUAGGAUCUAAAUUUCCCAUCUACCUUCACUUGUUAGCAGGUUAGUUCCAUUACAGCAUUUAUGUGAUGUACAAAAAGAAUAGUUGUAUUAAUUAUGUCUACUAAAGUCAAACGAAAUUCUUUACUAGGAA
This is a messenger RNA of Vigna radiata var. radiata (mung bean), 2397 nucleotides long. Its product is annotated as transcription factor SRM1. NCBI's taxonomy places the organism in Eukaryota, Viridiplantae, Streptophyta, Magnoliopsida, Fabales, Fabaceae. The transcript is spliced from 3 exons. The record is from RefSeq and is a predicted model, not a curated record. Gene Ontology annotation, molecular function: DNA binding. Bases 918 to 1802 code for a protein of 294 amino acids.